AUGGGGAAAUCAGAAGCUUUGCCUGAUGGGUAUUCGUAUUCUUAUGUUAUUAAUGGUUGUACAAAAGGGGGCUUGUUGAGUGAAGGUCGAAUGGUUCAUGGGAAGGUUUGGAAACAUGGGUUCUGCUCAAAUGUGUUUGUUCAGACUAAUUUGUUGAAUUUGUACUCUUCUUGUGGAGGCGAGGAUGGUGUUAGUAAUGCGCAAUAUGUGUUUGAUGAAAUGGGUAAGAGAAGCAUUGUGACUUGGAAUUCAUUGCUUUCGGGCUUUUUUAGGUGCGGGGAUGUUGAUGGGGCACGUCGAAUAUUUGAUGAGAUGCCGGAGAGAAAUGUGGUUUCUUGGACGACCAUGAUUGAUGGAUGUUUGGGAAAUGGGAGGUGUGGGCAAGCAUUGGCUCUGUUUCAUCAGAUGCGCAGGGCCCAAGUGGAACCUGAUCAGGUUACCUUGGUGGUGCUGCUCUCAGCAUGUGCUGAAUUGGGUGAUUUAAAUUUGGGGAGAUGGAUUCAUCGGUAUAGCUUUGAGAUUCUGAGCGAUGGAAAACAGCCAAAGCUGCUCUCAUUGAACAAUGCGUUGAUUCAUAUGUAUGCUAGCUGUGGUGUAACGAAUGAUGCUUAUAGAGUAUUCAAAGAGAUGCCACAGAAAACAACAGUUUCUUGGACUAGUAUGAUCACAGGCUUUGCAAAACAGGGGUAUGCAAAAGAGGCUCUUAAAUUAUUCCACGAAAUGGAUAGGUUGAGAGAAAGCAAUGUUAAACCUGAUGAAAUGACAUUCUUGGGUGUGUUGUCUGCUUGCAGCCACACUGGUCAUGUUGACCAGGGAUGGCGCUAUUUCUGCAGUAUGAGUCAAACAUGGGGUGUUGAACCAAGGGUUGAACAUUACGGGUGCAUGGUUGAUGUCUUGAGUCGAGCUGGAUUAUUAGAUGAAGCAGUUGAGCUUGUUAGGACUAUGCCUAUGAAACCAAAUGAUGUAGUCUGGGGUGCUCUUCUUGGUGGCUGUAGGAUUUAUAAAAAUGUGGAACUUGCUUCUCAUGUGGAUAAAAUGUUGGACAUGGAGCUUGAACCUGACAGAGCUGCAGGGUAUUGCAUGCUCUUGUCAGAUGUAUAUUCUACCGCUAGAAGGUGGCAGGAAGCACAUACUGUAAAACAGAAGAUAGUGGAGAUGGGAGUGAGAAAGCCUUCAGGUCGAAGUUGGGUUCAGAUAAAUGGAGUCCUUCAUGAUUUUGUGGUCAAUGACAGAGCGCACAAGCAUUCACAUUUGAUCUAUGAUAUGCUUGGUUUGAUAAGGAAAGAAAUGAACUUGCAUGGUUACUAG
Coffea arabica (coffee) is the source of this 1308-nucleotide messenger RNA. RefSeq names its product pentatricopeptide repeat-containing protein At5g48910. The record is from RefSeq and is a predicted model, not a curated record. NCBI's taxonomy places the organism in Eukaryota, Viridiplantae, Streptophyta, Magnoliopsida, Gentianales, Rubiaceae. Gene Ontology annotation, molecular function: RNA binding; protein binding. Gene Ontology annotation, biological process: RNA modification.